AUGUCUUCCGAGAAGCCCGCAGAGCUUCAGACACACGAGCGCGUCCACUGGCGUGAUGACGAGGAGCAGGGCAGGUCCCGUCGCCGCUCGCGGCCGCCGCUGAGCCGCACCAACUCGGCGGACUCGCUCGCCAUCCGCAGCAUCCACUCGAGAGGGCCCGUCGACCCUGCCCUGACCCUCCCGAUCCAGUACCGGACGGUUUCGUUCCAGAUCGAGGAGUCCAAGGGGAGAGAUCGGGCCCAGCUGGCUCGCGCGGCCGAUACGGCUGCCAAAGACCUCAGUGACCUCGAAUGGCACAUCAUCACGCCCGCCGACGUGGCCCAGAGACUCGUCACGUCGGCCUCGAGCGGCCUCUCCGACGACCAGGCCAAGCGAAGACUGCAUGAGUACGGCAGGAACGCGCCGUCGCCCCCCAAGACGAACAAGACGCUCACGAUCCUGGGCUACUUUUUCAAGGGCUUUGGCGGCAUCCUCCUCAUCGGCAGCAUCCUCGUCUUCAUCUCCUGGCGGCCCCUGGGCCAACCCCCAGCGCUGGCCAACCUGGCCCUGGCCAUUGUCCUGCUCGCCGUCUUCUUCAUCCAGGCCGCCUUUGCCAUGUUCCAGGACUGGUCCACGUCCCGCGUCAUGUCGUCCAUCAAGGACAUGCUCCCCGAGCACUGCCAGGUUACUAGAGACGGACAGCUCGUCCUCGUUCCCGCCGAGAGCCUUGUGCCGGGCGACGUCGUCUCCAUCAAGUCGGGCAACAAGCUGCCCGCCGACCUGCGCUUCAUCGACAUCUCCUCCGACGCAAAGUUCGACCGCUCGGUGCUGACGGGAGAGUCGCGCCCCAUUGCCGCCACGGUCAACCACACCGACUCCAACUACCUCGAGACGCACAACAUCGGCCUGCAGGGCACGCACUGCAUCAUCGGCUCCGGCACGGGCAUCGUCGUGGCCACGGGCGACCGCACCGUCUUUGGCCGCAUCGCCACCCUGACCAACGAGCCGAACCCCAAGAUGACGACGCUCGAGAGGGAGGUGCUCUACUUUGUCCUCUUCAUUUGCGCCAUCAUGUUUACCAUGAUCACCGUCGUCCUCAUUGUCUGGGGAGCCUGGCUGAGGCGAGACUACCCCAACUGGAUCAACGUGGCGACGCUCAUAGUCGACUGCGUCAGUGUAGCCGUCGCCUUUAUCCCCGAGGGCCUUCCCAUUGCCAUCACGGCCGGCUUGACAAUCACGGCCAACAUGAUGAGGAAAAACAUGGUCCUCUGCAAGUCCCUCAAGACGGUCGAGACGCUGGGCUCGGUAUCCGUCAUCUGCUCCGACAAGACGGGGACAUUGACCCAGGGCAAAAUGUCUCUCACAGACUGCUCCAUCGGAGCCGUCAACAUGUCCGUCAACUCGCUCAAGGAGGACAUUGCCUCGCACCAGUCCAGCGGCAACGACGCAUCCUCUCUGGCCUCGUUCUUCCAGCUCGGCGCCCUGGCCGCCCUCUGCAACGCGGCCGAGAUCGACGCCGCCCAGCCAGACGUGCCCAUUGAGCAGCGCAACGUCUUUGGCGACGCAACCGACACGGCCGUCCUUCGCUUCUCCGAGUCGCUCGCUGACGGCAACGUGUCGUACUUGCGCGCCUGCUGGCACCGCGUCUUUGAGCUGGCCUUUAACAGCAAGAACAAGUUUAUGAUUCGCUGCUUUAGCAUAUCCCGCCGCGAGGCGCUCAAGCACACGCUGCACGGCGAAGCUGCCGAGAAUUUCGGAGACCAAGACUUGCUGCUGACGGUCAAGGGCGCCCCGGACGUCCUGAUCGGGCGGUGUUCCGAGUAUCUCGCGCCUUCGGGAGAAAUCGUGCCCUUCGACGAGCAUGUCGCCGCCACCUUUGAGCGCGUCAAGAACAUCUACUCGUCCCAGGGCAAGCGGUGCCUGCUGCUGGCCCGCAAGAUAGUGCCAGUCGACAGGGUCGUGGACCAGCCGGGCACGACAGGAUACGAAGAAGGCAUGAUGGACGAGGCCAAGUCUGGCCUGACGCUCGUCGGCUUGGUGGCCAUUGUCGACCCCCUGCGGCCGGAAAUCCGCGACGUCGUCGCUACCCUCCGCGGAGCCGGCAUCCGAUUCGCCAUGGUCACGGGCGACUUUGCCCUCACUGCGCUGGCCAUUGCCCGCGAGGCCGGCAUCGUCACCUGCGUCCACGUCGACUCGGCCGACAGCCUGGAGCGCAACCCGGAAGUCGGCUCGGGCUCUGACGACGCCGACGAGGCCAAGCCCGGCUGGGCCGGGUCCCGGGGGGCCAUUGUCAUCAGCGGGCCGGAGCUGACGGCGCUCAACGACAACCAGUGGAAGCUGCUGACGGCCUACGAGGAGAUUGUCUUUGCCCGCACGACGCCCGAACAGAAGCUGCGCAUCGUGCGCGAGUUCCAGAGCGAAAACGUCGUGGCCAUGACGGGCGACGGCGUCAACGACGCGCCCUCGCUGAAGGCUGCCGAUGUGGGCAUUUCCAUGGGCAGCGGCUCCGACAUUGCCAUGGAAGCUGCCGACAUGGUUCUUUUGGAUUCCUUUUCUUCUGUUGUUGUCGCUGUGCAGUACGGACGAGUUGUGUUUGAUAACCUGAAAAAGGUCAUUGCAUACCUGCUCCCCGCUGGCAGUUUCUCCGAGUUCUGGCCCGUCAUGACGUCUGUUCUUUUUGGCCUGCCGCAGAUUCUCUCCUCGUUCCUCAUGAUUAUCAUCUGCUGCUUCACCGACUGUGCCGCGGCGACGAUCCUGUCGUUUGAAAAGCCCGAGGCCGACGUGCUGCUGCGCCGGCCCAGAAACGUCAAGAAGGACCGGCUGGUCAACUGGCAGCUCAUCUUCCACGCCUACGGCAUCAUCGGCAUGCUGGAGACGCUGGCCUCGUUCGCCAUGGCCUACUGGUACCUGCAGCGCAACGGCAUCCCCUUUAGCGACCUGUGGUUCAGCUUCGGGAAGCUGCCGGCCUCCAUCGACCCUGACUACUACAACCGCAAGCUCGCCGAGGCGUCGUCCAUUUACUUUGUCAACCUCGUCGUCAUGCAGUGGUUCAACCUCAUGGCCACGCGCACCCGCCGCCUCAGCAUCUUCCAGCACCCGCCCCUGUUCAACCGCGAGACGCAGAACCUGUACCUCUUCCCCUCCAUCCUCUUCGCCCUGGGCAUGGCUGUCCUAUGGCUGUACCCGCCCUCGAUCCAGGCCGUCAUCGGCACCGCCGCCGUCCCCGUUGAGCACUGGUUCCUGCCCUUUGCCUUUGGCCUGUUCAUCAUCAUCGGCGACGAGGCGAGGCGCUACUGGGUCAGGAAAUAUCCCGAGGGUCUGUUGGCCCGGGCUGCGUGGUAG
Molecule: messenger RNA, 3321 nt
Organism: Hirsutella rhossiliensis
Lineage: Eukaryota; Fungi; Ascomycota; Sordariomycetes; Hypocreales; Ophiocordycipitaceae
Product: e1-E2 ATPase domain-containing protein
Exons: 10
Coding region: 1-3321 (1106 amino acids)
Biological process (GO): sodium ion export across plasma membrane; intracellular sodium ion homeostasis; potassium ion import across plasma membrane
Cellular component (GO): membrane
Molecular function (GO): ATP hydrolysis activity; P-type sodium:potassium-exchanging transporter activity; ATP binding
Source: RefSeq, a predicted model, not a curated record